Molecule: messenger RNA, 396 nt
Organism: Mesorhabditis belari
Lineage: Eukaryota; Metazoa; Nematoda; Chromadorea; Rhabditida; Rhabditidae
Source: the annotation of a GenBank genome assembly
AUGCAGAAAACGUUAUCGUUAUGCGUCUUUUUAUUGAGUAUCCAACAGCUGACAGACGCUUGUAUUAGAACAACUCCGACACCGACUCCUGGUGGUCCUUGUGCAAUGUGUUCAAUGGCUAUUCCGGUAAUUCAAGGAGCUGCUGAUGGAGCUACACCUUUUUCAUCAGAUACAAUCACUGGAAGAACGGCUGCUGGUUGUUUAAUCCGAACGCUCACAUGUACAUCGAUUAAUCCCGGAUUUCAGACUGUCAUUUCAUACAAUGCGGAUGCGAAUGGAGUGGACACAGGAACGGAUCAGAUCUCGACUCAACUAAUCUGUAACGCACAAGGACAAUGGACACACACGGGAAAUGGGGCAACGGCUGUCAUUAACACUAUUGGAUGUUUCACUGGA